Molecule: messenger RNA, 1106 nt
Organism: Pelagomonas calceolata
Lineage: Eukaryota; Pelagophyceae; Pelagomonadales; Pelagomonadaceae
Source: the annotation of a GenBank genome assembly
UACAUAUCUAGGGUAGGAAGGGCUAAGGGGUUUCUCUCUCUACUUGCCAGCCGGCCCUACCGCAGUAAGGUUGCAUAAGGUACCGCGGCGAAGGCCCAGCCCAAAAGCGCACACAGGAGCAGCCCAUAAGAUUCCUACCUCGCGCUCGCAGACGAGAGCGGCGAAACCACCGUUACAGCACACAGCCAUUUUCGGUCUCGUUACUUAGAGAGCAGGAUGACAGCCCAGGAAGCGGUAAACGUGUAUCGAAUGGCGCGCUUUGGCAAUAACGACGGCCUAAAGAAGCUUCUCUCGGUAAUUUUUUUUUUCUUCGGUGCACCACGUUGAUUUCCACACAGGAUCCUAGUGCGCGCGACCGUGCUGGUCUGUACGACAUUAACGCUACCGACGACGCGGGCGCCACGGCGUUAAUCUACGCCGCACGCGCCGGCUACGUCGGCGUCAUCAAGCAGCUUCUGGCGCACGGUGCCUCGGCGACGAAGGAGGGCUACGGCGGCCUCGCGCCCCUCCAUCACGCGCUGAUCCAUCUUCGUGAGCCAGCGUGCCAUGCGCUGCUGGAGGCCGGCGCCGACCCGAACCAGGCGGACAGCGGAGGACACACGUCGCUCCAUUUCGCGGCGCAAGUCGGCGCCCUCAACGUCUUAAUCACGCUGCUGGAGCGGGGGGGCGAUGCCAAACAACAAUCCACGAAUAAGACGACGCCGCUGCAUGUUGCCGCGCAGACCGGCGCGGACGCCAUCGUCCUGAGACUGCUGGAGGCCGGCGCCGACCCGAACCAGGCGGACAGCGGAGGGCACACGGCGCUGUCCAUCGCAAGAAGAAUGGGCUACUCGUCCAUCGUCGCGCUGCUCGAGGAGCAUCAGAAGUGACCACCUCCGGUGCCGCGCCGGAUGGCUUCGAGGGGAAGCUAAUGUAAUCGUGUCGACGUUCACAAGGAAAACGACCAUGUAGCCGUCGUCACAAAGGCCGGCGCGACUAGAGCCGACGUCGUCGCGCAAAAACCGACGCACAUUCCUCUCUUGUCGCCUGUUUGGGCCAGAGUCAAUGCCGCCCCCAGUACUAGUAGUAGUAGAAAUAAUUACUACGUUUGUUUCCCACGAGGCCGC